Dermacentor silvarum is the source of this 4367-nucleotide messenger RNA. RefSeq names its product acetylcholinesterase. NCBI's taxonomy places the organism in Eukaryota, Metazoa, Arthropoda, Arachnida, Ixodida, Ixodidae. The record is from RefSeq and is a predicted model, not a curated record. Gene Ontology annotation, molecular function: acetylcholinesterase activity. Gene Ontology annotation, cellular component: plasma membrane. Bases 571 to 2514 code for a protein of 647 amino acids. Gene Ontology annotation, biological process: acetylcholine catabolic process; choline metabolic process. The transcript is spliced from 3 exons.
AAUGUUGCCGCGCGACCUUUGGUGCACCUCGCGGCUCGUUAAACGCGCAGUGGUUUCGAAGGCCGCCAGUUGUAUCCGAUGGCGCUCUGCUGCCCUUCUAGCGGCGCGCACCUGGCCACUGACCCGCGCCCAUCCUUGAUGUUGCCGGAGGGGCCACCGGCUGGCAGGCUGCGCUGAAGGGGCACCGGAGACUGAGCCGAAGGGCAUCGCAGCAUUCCCGAGCCUCCGACAGAGGAGAGGGAGUGAAAUGGCGCGAGAGAAAGUUGUUUAUAUAUACCGCCAUGUGGGCGGGUAUCUUUCUAAGCAGAACGCAGCUGAAACCUGCUCUCCGCAUAAAGUGAGCCUGAUCGUCCGGUGGGCGCGGACUUGGCUAUUCUCAUUCCCUGUGACGUUCUCGCUGCGAAUCGGUGCUGCCUGACAGCUGGAGUCAUCGGGAUUUGACAUUGAGCGUGCCUACUUGACGCUCUCCCGCUUGUUGGCGAGCAUAUUUUGCAGGUAUACACGUACCGCUAACCGGCUCCUCCCUGUCAAGGUCGCGUGUGCCUUUUGGACGUAAGCAGGGAAUCAUCUAUGCGCGUCGAGCCAAGAAGACGUGUCAUGGAGCUAAAGGCUGCCUCGUUCUCUGUCUUGGCCCUCUUCAUUGUAUUCUCGGCAAACGCCGCCGCGGAAGAUGCGCCCGUGAUUCGAACCACAACUGGCAAUGUCGUCGGUCAGAGACUGCGUGCCCACGCCAGAGAUGUCGAUGCCUACCUGGGCAUUCCUUACGGUCAGCCUCCGGUCGGUGAGCGAAGAUUUCUGAAGCCCCUGCCCGUUUCGUCGUGGAGUGGCGUGUUCCGCGCGGAUACUAUGAACCCAGGCUGCGUCCAGACGGACUUCGUAGUCACUGAAAAUGCCAAAAUUGACAUGUCCAACUCGGUCGAAGACUGUCUCAAGUUAAACCUAUGGGUGCCCAGGCGUGACUGUGACGGCAGCAGCGAUAACGGCACCGUCGCCCCGACCUGCAAGAGUAGCCUACCAGUGUUUGUAUUCAUCUACGGAGGUCUUUUCAGCUGGGGAUCAAGCUCUCUAUUCAUGUUCGACGGACUCGAAUUUGCCGCGCGCGCCGACGUCAUUUUCGUGAGUUUCAACUACAGGCUCGGCCCACUCGGUUUCCUCAACGCUUCAGUACCGGGAGCUGAAGGUAACGCGGGUUUGUACGAUCAGGUCGAGGCUCUCCGGUGGGUGCAGAACAACGCACGCGCCUUCGGCGGGGAUCCCGGUGCGGUUACGUUGGCUGGGCAGAGCGCUGGUGCUGUCUCGGUCUCGUACCACGUGAUAUCCGAGCUCAGUCGAGGUCUCUUUCAGCGGGCUGUGCUUCUAAGUGGCACGCCGAGCACACUCGCCUAUGCGGAGAAUAUCAACCAACACGAAAACUUCCAAGCCAUCUCCACAGCUGUGAACUGUACAAAUUUUUACCUCACCGGAAGAGAGAGGAUCGACGCCGCUUUGAGCUGCCUUCGGAAGGCGGACGCCCAGCGACUUGUCCAUGACGUUGAAAGAAGCAUGGUCUAUCGGUACAUCACCAUUCUUCCCGGCUACGGAGACUCGUUUCUUCCGCACAGCCCAAUAGAUCUGGAAAAAGCCCGGAUGAAUGUGAAAGACAUCUUUUUGGGCACCACUCAGGACGAUGGCGCUGUGCUUGUGGCAGCGAUGUACUCAAAGAUGAAGUGGCUGAAGGGCUCCAUCGAUGGCCACACUAUACUCAGGGUUUUCCUUCGCCACUUCUUCCACGUGAGCCUGUCCAAGAGUUUGCAGUUCGAGAAUGCUUACUUCGGCCGUAGUCAGCAAAUUUCCGAGGUGGAGGUGCUCAGAGCGUUGUCUUCAGUAGUCACGGACUUGUGCUUCAACUGUGCCACGGACUUAUUCGCUCAGGCAGCCCUGAAAAACAACGUCUCUGUAUUUCGUUAUGUGUUCAGCCACAGGCCAUCUUACAGCUUCUGGGGAGACUGGGUCACUGUCACCCACAACGACGACUUGCCAUUCUUUUUGGGCACUGUGAGGGUCGACAAGAAAACGUUGCUGGAGAAACACAAUGACUCGUUCGGCGAACUGAUGCGAGAAAAAUACUCGGUGACGACCGAGGAGCUUAGUUUUUCCGAUGAGCUCAUCAAAGCCCUCGCCGAAUUCUCUUGGACUGGGAAACCAAAGAUUCCGAAGAGCGACAUGGAAUGGCCCAAGUACACCAAAGAGAACAAGGCGUACGUGAUACUCAAGCCGAACGACUACAGCGUCGCGUACGGACCCAGGUCCAAGAAAUGCCACCUCUGGGAGCCAUACCUGGUUAAGAGGCAACAGUCCCCAACGACGCCCGCUCCCAAGCACAAGCCUACGCCCAAGCGCAUCCCAGAGAAGCGUCCUGGAAAGCCGCUGCGGCCGCUCGACAACUUCGUCGAGUCUUCGGCAUCCACCGGUCCGCUGUCAUCAGCCACGGCGCUGGCAUCAAUGCUCUUCGCCAUCGCCCUCAACCGAUCAUGAGAAGAACAAUGGGCGUAGUUUGAAAAGCGUCAACUGGUGUUAUCUCGCUUCGUAGAGUUUUAAUUGCCUGGCGCUUACGGAAGUGCGCGUUCUUUCCACCAACGCUGCAAGGCCAUUUUAUGCUGGUCAGGAUUAAUUGUAGCCUGUCGCCGUGCUUAGGUACCUGGCGCUGUUUCCAUAGAAAUGUCGUCUAUGACAGCGGCGAGUGCCAUGUUCGCCUGUUUUUGAGAAACACUGCGGAAAAUGGUGACUCGAGACCAAGAUGGUGAAAAUGGGCCUACAUAUUCUGACGCUGAUAUUAGCACAGUUAAUGAGAAAAUACGCAUUUUUUUUUUUACAUGCCGGACAGCGCGUCGGCAUGGAAAUUGAUGACGAAAAUGUUCACGGGAAGGUAGUAGCAGGUUGAUUGCGUUGAAAACGUUGUGCCAAAUGUAAGUCGAAAGAAAGAACAAGAGGAUGAGGGGCAGCAUGCGGCUCUUUUGUGAGGCGCUCUGAACCAGUCAGUGACCGUCCAGCUCAUAAAAGAUGUAAGGUGAAUGGCCGUGCACUCCUCUGUGUGCUUGCUAGUACUGAGACAUGAAUGCUUGAUAUAGUUAUGAGUAAGUUUUGUAUUGUGGGACACGACUAGGGCAGUGAUAUUCAAGUAGUUUUUCUUUUCUAUAUUGUUUCUAUAGUGUCGAAAUUACAGAGGCACUUUCUUCGAGCGGAAGGACUUUUAUUUCAUUAUCGCGAAGUCGAGCGAUGUGUUCUCUCUGGAGCACAAUCAACUUGGUAAAGCUUUGCCGGCGUGGGGCAUGCAUUUUCAAAGUUAUUGUUACAAGCAUCAUCUUGCAGUACUGACACCGUUAGUGUUAGAUUAGUUGUGUACUAGAUAACUCGGGGUUUACUAUUUUUUUUUGCUAUUUUGUUAGCGUUAACUGGUUCGCGUCACCUAAAUAUCGCAGCAAAAGACGACCAUUGCGCAAGCCUUACAUGUCUGUUGAACUCUCUGUCUUUCUAAUUGAACUGUUCAUCUGGCUACAACAUGUUGUGAAUGUAGACAUAUAAAUUUAGUGUCUGUCGUUUACAUAUGCGGCAUUCAUUAUUACUGAUGCACCAGCACAAAUUAAGCGUCGUAUUUGAGUGUAGAUGGCGGAUAACUUUUUUCUGGCGUUCACGUGAUAGGUAGAAAACUGUUGCGUUAGUCAGUUUACCAUACAACACUGGAAAGCUGCCGGCAUGUCUGAAAAAUCAUCGAGAGCGAAAGCUCACUAGCAAAAGUCACUAACUGUGAACUCUUUUCAUGUGGCAUAAUCAAGAGCUUACAACUGGUGAAGAAACGUGGAAUGUUCAUUAACGAAGUUGUAGCCAAGCAAACUUAUUGCCAUAGUAGCUCACUUUCUUUGGCUUUUGUUAUAUUCAGAUAUCGGUCAGCGGGUUUUACAUCGAAUACUCGUGUGCAACAGCUGCCGCAACAGAGUAACAUAGGUUGAUCAGCCUAACGCUUAUUAACCUAGAUUACGUCAGCUGUUUGGAGAGUUGCAGCCCGCUAUCAGCGUUAUCUGGAAAUGUAGUGUGCGAUCAGCCAAAGCGCCAAAUGUUUUAUCAUAUAUCAAUGUUUUUCUCACCAGUGUACACUUGUAAAUACCCAUAUUGUGUUUCAUCCCGAGCUUUUGUUUAUCGUGUUAUGCGGAUACCUGAAUGUGUGUCUAUUUUUGUGUUAAAAAAAAGGACUGAUGCAUUGUAAUAUUUGAGCGUCCUUAGAAAAAUAGGUGCAUAAUUUUUCAUUGAUUUUAGUCGUUUGAAAGGCACGUAUCUGUGUGUUCGUGACUAUGAAAUAAAUGAAAUUCUAAUAAAAUACUUUUUGCCAAGAA